Molecule: messenger RNA, 2301 nt
Organism: Thecamonas trahens ATCC 50062
Lineage: Eukaryota; Apusomonadida; Apusomonadidae
Exons: 1
Coding region: 1-2301 (766 amino acids)
Biological process (GO): DNA-templated transcription initiation
Cellular component (GO): transcription factor TFIID complex
Source: RefSeq, a predicted model, not a curated record
AUGUCGUCCAAGUACAACCGCGAGUUCCUUGUGGAGCAGGUCGCAGGCCACUUUGAAAGCUACAAGGACAAGCUGCCGAGGAAGAACAUCGAUGUGAUUACCACGUACUUUACGCAGAUGAUGGGAGGGAGCAUGUCUGUUGAUGAAUUUCUGGCUGCUGUCCGACAAGAAUUGUCAAAGUCUGCUUAUCGUACAUACUCGGGUGCUCUCCGUGGUUGGGUCAAUCAGAAUCCCGUCAUUCUGGCCGAGCCUGGUGUGCCCAACACAGUCCGCGUCUAUCUCGCUCUCUCCACAUACCUCAUUCCGCUUCCUCUUGAUGAGGAGGCUCGGGCUGCUCUGCUUGAGGCUAUGACCACAAAGUCGGGUCUGGCUCGGGCUUUGGCUGUCGCUGACCAGAAGGUCCGCUCGGCUCGUGCCGGCAAGGUCCAUGUUACGCUCACUCCUCAGCAGGGGGCGGCUGCGGGUGCGAAAGCCUUGCAACGGAAGCGCGAUGUGGCUGCUGGUGUAGUGAUGGAGGACGAGAAGGGCGACAACGGGUCCGACGACGACGACGACAACGCAGGCGACGGCUCCGACGACGACUCGGACGACGACUUUGACAUCGGGAGCCGUGGCCAUCCGCUCGGCGAAGUCAUUGUUGUCGGCGAUCGCAUCACCUUUACGGAUCCGCGCGGCAGGGUCAAGACCUUCGAGUACACUCUGCCUCUCAAGCAGUACGUCGAGUCACUGGGUGCCGCGGAAGGCCACAGGUACCUUGUCGAGUCGUGCGCCAAGGCCUUUGCCGCCGAGCAGCAGUCCCAGCAGGCCUCGGCCGCGACGGGCCUCGCAGGCAUUCCGCCCGACUACGUGCCGAAGGGCAAGGCAACGCUCAGCUCGUCGGGCCACAUUUCGUACACCAACCCGAACGGCGAGUCGCAGCAGUACCUCAUGAACGAGGCGAUCAAGGCCGCCAUUGUUUCGCUCUCGCCAACGGACCGCGACCGGUACCUCACGUACACUAUGGAGGUGGCGCUCUCGAUCUAUGUUCCGACGGCGGCGGCAACGGCGCCGCCGGCGUCAAACGGUGGCACAGCAUCGGCGCCGUCGGCCGAGGACGAGUCGCGCAAGCGCAAGCGGCUCGCGGCCGAGAUGGCCGACGUCAAGCGGCGUAAGCUCGACGAGCUCGGGCGGUCUGUGAUCGGCGGUGGCGAUGACGAUGACGAGGAAGAUUCACGCGCAGGCAGGCGCGCCGCGUCGAACUCGGCGUCGGCCUCGCGGCGCGCCGAGGCGUCGAGCUCGGCGGCAGGUGGUGGCGGCAGCGGCGGCGGCGACGUGGCGCAGCUCUUCCCGGGCAACGUCGACCUGACGCAGGAGCGCGCAAUGAUGAUGGCGUCGAUUGCGCGGCGGACCAAGACUAACCGAGCGGCGGCGGAGCGGACGCUCGCGUCCGAGGGCCACGCCAUUGGCGGCGGAACAAUCCGGCUUUGUGAGCCUGCGCCGAUGCUCGAGCUUGUCAAGCAGGUCCUCGACGAGACAGCGCUCAUCGAGGCCGCCGGCCCGUACCGGUUUCCGCCCAACUCACGGGCUGCCAACCGGCGCGCUGAGGCGUUCAAGAAGGUGCUUGUCCGCAACAUGACCGGGCCUGCGCUCGAGUACCUCGACCUUGCACUGAAGGAGUACAUGACGCGGAUUGUGGAGGCGGCGAUCAAGGCGUCCAAGGCGCGGACCAAGGUGGCCCGGCUGCCGUCCGAGUCGCAUCCGGGCGACGUCAUUACGACAGACGUGCGGCGGCUGCUGGCGGACAUCCGCGAGCGGCACACCAAGAAGUGGCAGGCGCGCGAGGCGGCGGAGAAGGCGGCGUUCCAGGUGGCACAGGCCGAGCGGGCGCGACUCGAGCGCAACCCGCGCAAGUACGAGGCGCUGCUCAUGAAGCUCGACGAGUUUACUGCUGCCGAGGAGGCGCGGGCCGAGCAGGAAUCGGCCAACUCGAUUGCUGCCGUCAUGGUGGGCCGGACAAAGAGCACGUCGCUCGCCAACGAGCAGGCGGCGCUCAAGGCGUCGCUGGCGGCGUUCCCGGUCUGGGCCUCGUUCUCGCCGGCAGAGCAGGAGCGGUACAUCGAGCUCCGCACCAAGACGGCGCCCACGGCCGACGAGACCCUCGAGCUCUCCAACCUCAACAUCCGCCUCAUGCCGGUCCACGGGACGAGCGCGUCGCGGCGGGUCACCCUCGCCGACCUCUCGUACGCGCUACAGCGCGCCGCCGCGCCGUUGCCGUCGGCCAUCAUCCACCAGAUCAAGACGCUCACUCACCGCGCGCGCUGA